Molecule: messenger RNA, 4344 nt
Organism: Limanda limanda (common dab)
Lineage: Eukaryota; Metazoa; Chordata; Actinopteri; Pleuronectiformes; Pleuronectidae
Exons: 4
Coding region: 54-1334 (426 amino acids)
Biological process (GO): protein ubiquitination; Notch signaling pathway
Source: RefSeq, a predicted model, not a curated record
ACAGGUCUUCAGCACUAAAUCCAGAGGGAGGACUAUGUCAGAGUAACUGCGUCAUGAAGUUUAUCACAGACAUCACUAUCAUCGUUGAUGAAGCUGAUUACACAGAGCCUGGAAGAUUAAGGAAGAUUCUUAAAUCUUACAGUGCUGAGAAAGAUGGUUCCUGCUACAGAGUGGGAGGAACCUUUGAGGAACUGGAAGACCUUUCAGUCCAACUAUCAGAAGUGAAGCAUUCCAUCAUUUCUGCCACACAUGGUCAGCAAGAUGCUUCAAUUCAUAUCAAAUCGAUGGACGUAUCUGUGGUUGUUAUGACCUACAUUCAGCAAAAAUGUGCAAAAGAACUCAACAAAAUUCAAGGGAACAGUUUUGUCUUUGAAACCCAGCCUGAACAAAGAACAGUGCACAAUAACCCCAGUGGCACAGUGCAGGUGAUUAUAAGACAACAGGGUGUCUCCGCACACCCUGUUCAUGCUGAUUAUGUCAGACAAAGAUUCAUCACAUUCUACCAGAGAACUGCCUCUGACCUGCAGGUCACUUCUGUCCCCGUGAUUCCACAACAACUCAAAGACCUACAGAUGAGGUUUCCCCAAAUCCUUUUUAAACCCAGCCACGGAUAUCCAGAAACAGCUACAGGGCCCUUUCUGCACAUUGCUCAAUUGAAGAAGUUCCUUUCACAAAAUACACAAAGUUCAAGCAAGAGUCCAGUGAACAAAGGUUCAACAGACACUCCAAGCAGUAGAACCUGGGGUCCUCAGCCUAUACAAGACAAAGAUCCUAGAGAUGAAUUAUGUCCAAUCUGUAUGGAACCAAUAGCGAUUAAGGAGAAGCAAACCCUGCAGUGCAAGCAUUCCUUCUGCAAAGGGUGUUUUGAAAAAGCUUAUAAAUAUAAGCCUGUAUGCCCCACAUGUGGAAAGAUAUACGGUACUUUGACAGGGACACAACCUGAUGGAGGCAAAAUGAAAGUCUCCAAAAACAGCUCAUCUUUACCUGGAUAUGAGAAAUAUGGAACAAUUACUAUCCACUAUGACGUUCAAAGUGGCAUCCAAGAGGAGGAGCAUCCUAACCCUGGUCAGCCAUUUGAAGGUGUACACCGCACGGCCUAUCUCCCAGACUCCUCAGAGGGCAGGAGGAUCCUGGGGCUGUUGAGACGUGCCUUUGACCAGAGACUCAUCUUCACUGUGGGUCGCUCCACCACAACUGGCAGGAACAACAUAGUCACAUGGAAUGAUAUUCACCACAAAACCUCAACACACGGGGGACCAACUUGCUAUGGAUACCCAGAUCCUGAUUACCUCAGCCGAGUUGGAGAUGAACUGAAAAUCAAGGGAAUUGACUGAGUUUCUUGUGAACGCAAUAUGUCAAGAAUGUCUUAUGGGAAUUUCUUCAAAUUUGACAUAAAAAUUCACUCGGACUUAGUGACCUGAUUAGAUUUCGGUGGUCAAAGGUCAAGGUCACUGUGGCCUCACAAGUAAAUUAGUCGGUGAAAGUGAUAUCUCCGGAACACCUUGAGGGAAUCAUUUCACAUUCGGCACAAACAUUUCGUUGGACUCAAAAAUGUACUUAUUUGAUUUUGGUGGUCAAAAGGUCAGGGUCACUUUAACAAAACAAGUUUUUGGUCUUGUGAAUGCAACAUCUUAGGAACUUUUUCUUAAAAAAUUUGGUUAAAACAUUCAUUUGGCCUGAAAGAUUAGAUUUAAAAGUCAUUGUGGCCUCAUAAAACCUAUUUUUGGCUUCUUCAACAGGAUAUGUCAAGGUCAUGUCUGACUUUAGAUAAUUUCUUUAUAAUUUGACCAGUUUCCACUUUGAUUAAAAGAUGAAUUUAUUAGAUUUCAAAGGCCAUGGUGAUUGGAAAAAAAAAAUAUUUAGACCACUGCACUGGUUGUGUUAAGGCGUGUUGUUUUAUCCUAUAUAAUGAGAGAAGCCGAUCCAAGAUUUUGGUUCAAUCAAAUGUUUUAUUUAAAGAUACAAUGAAAAGUUAUUCAUAGCUAUGGACAAUUAUCACAGCCUAUGCUAAUUAAGUUAGCAGUAGGAAGAUGAAAAUGGCCCCGAACAGAAGGGGUUUGAUAUAGUUAUAACAGUAGAAUUGAUGUGAUUGGUUAUGAAUAUUUGGAGGGGAGUCACCGCAAAUCACUUUGGAUCUCCCUUAUUGGUCCAGCCGCAGUCCCACGCCUCUUGUCACCGAAUCCAGGAAGUGACAGGGAGCAGCUCUCCGUCAUGCACCUACGCUACUCUACCGGUUGCUAGGGCAACUCUAUCUACCCUGACAGUCUGAUGUUGUCUCGUAAUUCAGCCUUGAGUAGAAAGUGUCUUGCUCUAGCCAUCUCGACUGCACCAACUUAACCAUAACAAAACUCUCUUCGACUCUCCUAUCAGGACAGCUGUUAGACUGGCCAUCCUUGUGACGUACAAACAUUAUUAGCAAAUUCCAAAUAUUAAAUAUGAUAAGCGAAAGGUUGAAAAUAAUGAUUUGUAUAAGGUAAUGUUACAGACACAACCUAUAGUUAAAAGUUUGAAAUUCCUAACAGUUGGCAGAGGCAUACAACUCAUUUCCCAGAUUUCUUUCAUAAUUCCUUAUUCCUUCUUGAAUUUUUUUUUCUAUACUGUUUGAUACAAUAGAAAUGAUAUUUGAAAAUGAAUGGUUAAAUCGAUUGGUCUGUUUAAGGUAAAACUUUAUAAUGUGUAAGCAGUUAUAAACAUAACAUAAGCAGUUAUAUUACAUAACACAAAGCCACCAUUAUUUGUUUGUUAUAUGGUAACUUGUGUGUCUAAUGUUUUUAAGUUAAUUGUAUUUAUUCACAGCAUGUGGAUACUGGUUAAAUGAUUUCUUGUUGAGUCAAAAGGAUUUUACCAUUUAUCCUGUCAGCUGUAUUCCACUGAAGCAUAUAUACCUUAAAUGAAACCCAGGUAUACUUGUUUGGGUUAAUGGCUGUGUUGCUGUGCUGCCAGUGACCUUGGUGCUGGUUUCAGCUCAUGUCAGAAUCAGAAUCAGGAUUCUUUUACAGUAUAUUUACACAUACAGGAAAUUGCCUUGGUGUGGUUUGUGCAUUGGACAUAAAAACAACAAUAUAUACAUCUUGACAAAUAGACCUGGACAGAAAUUAACCAUCUUUAUUGUGCACAUGCCUUUCCUCACUUCUCCUUUGACUCUGACAGGGGGAGGAUCAUGAUUGCAGUUGAUCAUGACAACUUUGACAACUCUGGACAUUUCUUCCUUCAAAACGUAUUUCAGCCCAGCUCUUCUCCUUCCAAAACAUGGACAUUUAUAUUCCGCAUGUCCAUGUGCUUGCUUACUUUCUGAAUUAUUUAUGGGUAAUUCCAUUUACAUGAACAAAUCGAAGCACAUUUACAUUUUUAGUGAACAUGUUAUUCAGUCAACAACAGUGGACUUGACAAAAGCAGCUGCUUGCACCUUCCAGAGUGCAUAUACUGCAUAUAUACACUUAAUAUAUACUUAAUUAUUUUGUCACAGUAAAAUGGUGAAUAUGCAGUCGCUUUAUAUCUUUAAUUAAGACAUUUGUACAGAAUUGCUUUCAUAAAGUUUACCUCCACAGAAAUUGGGUAAUGGGAAACAAAUCACCCCAAUUGCCUUGGUGAGUGUGGUGAAAUUAUCCCAGGUGGCUUGAGCUUUGUAAGUAAAAGGACAAAGUUUGAUGCUGAACUUGCAUGUUUUUUAAGAUAGUGGUAGGUCAACAGCUGCUAAUGCUAACAUUGGCUAUGUAACAAAAACUUAAAUAUAAGAUUUAAUUUGUCCAAUUGGUAAAUAAGGUUCCAUUGAAACCGUACAAAACUAUUUGCGCACACACAGUGCUCACAGACAUAUGUCCUUAUAAAAUCAAUAAAUUAGCUUAAGGGUCAAAAAUGUUCAAAUAUGAAAAUCUGUUGUGUGAUUGGUCCCUUCCAAACCCUUGGUUUAUUGUAUAGGGUCAAAUACAAACACAAAGUAGAGGUACCAUUUAUUUAGAUAUCAUAAAAUGUAUCUCAUAUUCAAACCACUACUUCAGGUGAUUUUAAGUUGCAUUAACCUGUUGGUCACCCCUUCUCCCACAAUGGUUGGCUGCAAUCACUCCCAGCCCUUUACUACAUCCAUCAGAAGGAGGUUAUCUGUAAUCAGCCAUGUCUUACACAAGAUCCAUGAGCCUAAUUAGCAAAAAUUGUGUUUAAACAGAACAGUUCAACAAAUCUGAAAAGAAAAUGCAUACAAUUAUUUGAGGGAAUGUAGAAUUAAGAGCAAAGCAUAGUGAAAAGGCUGAGGUAAAUGUUGUAGAGUUGAAUAUUUUGGAAGAUGGUGUAAUUGUAACAAAAUGUCCUUUGAAUUUGUCUGAUUAAAAUACAUUGUGUAUAAAUCAA